UGUUCUUUCUUACCAAUUGCCAAAGCCUUAGCCAAGACGAGGGAAAAAUGAGAAGAAAGUGAAGGGGGAAGAAAGAAAGAAACUGAGAAAAUUAGCAUAAGUUAGUUUAACAAGGACGAGGAGGAAGAGGAGGAGGAUGAAGAGAUGAGUUGGCCUCAAACUGCCAGGCAAAUGGGAAAUCAGACCGACCCUAAAGGACCCCUAAAUCAAUUCACAUUUGAAAUUUGGUAUUACGACAGGCUUUGUGAAUCAUAACCAGAAGAAGAAGAUUUGAGAGAGAGAGAGGCGGAGGGUGGGACCGGUGUAGGGGGAUAGGGGGUAGGAGGAGUUUAUGAUGCUUUGUGAAUCAUUGCGUGAUCGAAUACAGCCAUGGCUUCGUGAUUACGACAGGCUUCAAUCAUUGGCCGUCAUUCUCCUCUACAUUCAGAUUGGGUGCGCAUUGGUGGGAUCGCUCGGUGCACUGUACAACGGGGUUUUGCUGAUAAAUCUGGCCAUUGCAUUGUUUGCCCUCGUCGCAAUCGAGAGCAGCAGUCAGAGCCUCGGCCGCACAUACGCCGUCCUUCUCGUCUGCGCCAUCUUCCUCGAUGUCAUCUGGUUCAUUCUCUUCAGUCACGAAAUCUGGAACCUUUCUCGUGGAAGUGGGAGUAAUACAACUUUGUACAUCUUCUCUGUAAAGCUCACUCUGGCCAUGCAAAUUAUCGGCUUUUCCAUCAGGUUAUCCUCCUCCUUGUUAUGGAUUCAGAUCUACAGGUUGGGCCUUUCCUAUGUAGACACUAGUGCAACUCCUAGAGAAGCCGAUUUUGAUUUAAGAAAUAGUUUCUUGAGUCCUACUACUCCCGUUGUACCCAGACAAACUUCAGAUUCUAGUGAUGCUAUAGGGGGCGCUAUCUAUGACCCCACGUAUUACUCCUCACUCUUUGAAGAUGGUCAGGGAAAAUAUUGCAGUGGCAACGGAUCUACUUCUGAUGUUGAAUCUUCUAAGGCAAAACCAUCUGUAGUCAGAUCAUUUCAGUUCGUAGAUGAGGAGAAGGCAGCAGCCAGCCUAGUUCCGUUUAAUUUUGAGUGCCAUCUGUCUUUUCUUUACGGAUCGACUCCCCUAGGUAGUAGUCUAGAUGAUCUUUCAUAUGAUGUAGUCGCUGCGGCCAGAUUGUGUUAGGGCGUGGGCCUUGUACAGUCGGAUCACAUAUUAUUGCAUUUGUUUUGGCCGGAUGAGGAUGGGAAGGUGUUGAUCAAAUCAAAGUAUUAAAAGGAGAAGCACAUGGUCCGUGUGGUUUGGUUUGGUAUGCCAAAAGCUUUUGAUCAAGAUCCCAAGUCCAGUGGUUCAUGCGUGUGACAUUUGUUGGAUAUUGAGUUGCGUUAGCGUGUCGGCAUCACCGCGCAGCAAUCAACAUGUGGGUGUUAGUUGACAAUGGACAAGGAUUGCCUGCCCUCCAUUUCCGAUGCCUUCUCCGUGCUCUCUUGUUUGUGUAAUCACGGUUAAGUCACGUCAACUUUUUAUAUUACUAUUCAUUUUUGUCUUAUUAUAUCUAUAAAAAAAAAAAUAUAAAAUGUUGACGUAGCUUAAUCAUGAUCACACAAAACAGGAGGGCACGUAAAGGGCACCGGAAGUAGAGGGCAGACAAUCCUUGUCCGUUGACAAUAGCAUUUUGGUUGAGGAACCAACAGAAGGCAAUUGCCUCUUGUUUCCAUGAUAGCAUUUGUUCACCCUUUCAAUGUAGCCUUGUUUUUUUCUUGAAUUUCAGACCCCGUGCAAUGUCGUUCACUACGAACUUGCAAGAGUUUUUUUGUUGUUUGUUUGUCCGAAGUAGGCGUGUAGAAGAUACUUUUGGAUAAUUGCAAGCCUCAAGAGUAUAAUUAGGUGAUGGAAGGGAGGCAGUUUUGGUGGGCUUUGUUUGUUCUUGCCAAGGAAAAGCCGGUUUCCAUGGUCCCCUCCUUUUUGUUGGUAUAUAUAGGUUGAGCAGGAUAUGAAUGAGGAA
Malus domestica (apple) is the source of this 1976-nucleotide messenger RNA. RefSeq lists its product as uncharacterized. NCBI's taxonomy places the organism in Eukaryota, Viridiplantae, Streptophyta, Magnoliopsida, Rosales, Rosaceae. The record is from RefSeq and is a predicted model, not a curated record.